CUCUCUCUCUCUCUCUCUCUCUCUCUCUCUCUCUCUCUCUCUCAUUUACGAACACACAUAUUAGGGUUUUUAAAGUCGACUAUGAGCCUAUAUUGUUCAAAUAAGAACAAUAAACCAUCGCAAAAGUCCGCAUUGAUAUGAGCUUUGCCAACAUUCUAAGUAGAAUCAGACUUGUUCAAUCAUUUUCCGUCGUGUUUCUUCAUUGGUUCUACUCGGUUUCUUGAACUUUCUUUUUUGUGUAUAUACAUUGGAUUAUUCAAAUAUUAGAGCAAGUUAGAAGUAGCAUGUCAUCAAAGGGUUAUCUAAUGAUGGAUGAGAAGAAGAUGAAGAGGAUGCUAUCGAACCGGGAAUCUGCAAGGAGGUCUAGAAUGAAGAAAGAAAAACACAUGAAGGAUCUAAAUGAGCAAAUCUUUUAUUUCACGAAAAAGAGAGACGAAAUGGUUAUGAAAAUAGAAGGACUUGCGAAAGCGCAUUCUGCCUUGGAAAUGGAGAACAUAGUUUUGAGAACACAGAAACAAGAACUGGCCAAGAGAUUAGACUAUGCAAAGACUGUUUAUGGUUGGUAUGAGUGUGAUGGUGUGUCAGGGUCACCGAUCGGAGUUGUUCAAGAGCCAUGGCUAAGGCCAUUUGAGCAACAACAGCCUUCUAACUCCAUGCCUAGAUUCAUGGGUUUCAUUUCAUCAAAAUAAUUAAUCUUUAUUAAUUAUUUUGCCAUCCAAAAUAUAUAACGUUUGUGUUUAUUUUGAAUUUCUUUUCUAAUUGGAAAUAAAUCAUGCCAACUAGGUUUUGUUUGACUCA
Molecule: messenger RNA, 798 nt
Organism: Lactuca sativa (garden lettuce)
Lineage: Eukaryota; Viridiplantae; Streptophyta; Magnoliopsida; Asterales; Asteraceae
Product: bZIP transcription factor 53
Biological process (GO): positive regulation of DNA-templated transcription
Cellular component (GO): nucleus
Molecular function (GO): transcription cis-regulatory region binding; DNA-binding transcription factor activity
Source: RefSeq, a predicted model, not a curated record